Molecule: messenger RNA, 931 nt
Organism: Rhopilema esculentum
Lineage: Eukaryota; Metazoa; Cnidaria; Scyphozoa; Rhizostomeae; Rhizostomatidae
Source: RefSeq, a predicted model, not a curated record
UGAAUGGAAAGAAUUGUAUUUGAUUUGUUUGAUUUAAUUUGAAAAACGUUCGAAAUAACAAACAUUCGAGACUUUUUCGAGUUGAAUUUUUGAUCCGAUCUGCAGGGCAAACAACGCGUUACAAUAUCCCCCUUUUGUCCUCAAACUUCAAGUGUACCACAAUAAGGCAUUCGUGCUGUGUGGGGAUAUCCUGUUUAAUGAAGGACCAUUUCCCGUUUAUGCCCAUGGAUAUGCCCUGUGGCUAGCAUGUUUGUUUGCAAUUGGGCCUAGUUGACGUUAAGCAAGCUUCUUUGUGAUAAUGUUGAAUGUUCUGCUGCUUCUUGGGCUUGUCCCUGGUCUUCUAGCCAAAGCUCCAUUUCAGUUUGCGCCAGAGGAGCACCACGAAGAUGUCAUUGCGGAAUAUGGCAAGGAAAUAACUCUCGACUGCACCACUUUUGACACCAACCAUAGUUACGUGGAGUGGUAUCGCAAUGACUCGAAUCGUGCAGUCGUUCAAAGGCUUGAGGAUCGACACAUGCUUAUAUCCGCAAAUUACACUGGGCGAGUUGAUUUAAAGAAAAAGCACCUUCACAUCAAGCACGUAAAAUUCGAAGAUCAAGCUGUCUAUGUUUGCAGGACCGCUGUGCAAAAAGGCGAAGAAAUCUCAAUUCAACAUGGAACAUUCUGGAAGCUUAUCGUUAAACACGAGGAACUGUAAAGUCCACAUUCAGUCAAGAGUAACAGGGUUGAUGGUAAGACGACAUAUUGCAUCACCGAAAGGAAUCUUCCUUGUCGAGAACUGUUUUUCCAUUUGAAGCUUAUUUUGCGAUUGGUAGUUUUGGAAUUUGAGUAGAAUAUGUAUGAGUUUUGGAGGUAAAUGGUUAGAUGGAAAGUGCUGCUCUAAUUUUUGAGUCUUUAAACAAAUUUUUAAAUCUUUGGUAUAAAAAAUGAA